AUGAAGCAAACGACUUUAUUUGAUUCUUUUGAAUCAGCCAAAAAAAAUACUUUUAGUCGUGAAAAGAAGCGCUAUCGCAAAGAUGAAGAGCCAGUUGAAUCGCUCUCGAAUUUUUUAGGUGAAACAUUAAGCCUUCCGACAGAGCAAAUACUUCCACAUCAUUUUUUCUCAUUAUGUGGAACCGAGCACUCCAAGAAAGUUUGUAGUCUUUGGAAGGAACGUGAAGAAAGAAUCCAUUUUUUUCAGCAUCAGAAUAUACAAAAAGGUCUGAGGUGGAAUCAUUUUAGUCGUAAUGAAGAAGGCAAUUCAGAGAGAAAUGGAAUUAUAAAUCCACCUCUUUCCCGGAAUGUUUACCAAAAUUCAAUAAUUGAUAUUUCAUCAGAUAUCAAUGGACAAGUUUUUUUCGCAUUGCAACGCUCAGGUUUUAAUCUUUUUUCAUCUAUUUUUUCUCACGAAGAGCCCGAGUCGAAAAUAUCGAAGAGUAUGGUUCUGCGUUUGGAUAGUAAUAACAUACGCGAGCACCGAUCAAUACACCCGAGUCGUUCGUUUAUUUUUUCCUGCUCACAUUUUAUAGGAAAUUCACUUUUUGUAGCAUGUGGGUACUCUAGAAUACCAUUAUUAGAAAUAUUUGAUUUAGAGGAUGUUGACGAAACCGCAUGUGAUCCAAUUUGGAGCUUCCAUCUUGAUCAAAUCCAAAGGAGUCAAGAUGCUAAUAAUAUUUUCAUUGAAGAAGAUACUCCGUUUGUAACUGAUAUUAUUUCUCUGUCAAACAAUUUGUCUACUUCAGGGCUCUCGAGCGGAGAAUCUAUAUGGAUUGAUUUACGGCAAAAGGUAGCAAUUCAAUGCACACCACGCAUAGGAACCACCUCAAGUGCACAAAAUCUUUUCGAUAUGUCUUUGGCUCAGAAGAGACCUUCUCCUCUUACAUCCAUUCUAUUUUCUUCGUCAAAUUCUAGCCUUUUAAUUACAGGAGCGAAAGAUGGAAGGGUCUCUUUAUGGGAUAUUCGAUAUCCUAAAGAUUCCAUUGAUUCAUAUCGUAGUGGAUCAGAAAUAGGGAGAUUGUGGACUUACACUGGGAAUGGGAAGCGAAUGGGCUGUCCACAAGUUUGGUUUAACAAUUAUAGAGGAGACAUUGUCGGCCUAGCUAUGGGUAAUGAUUCCUUUUCAGAAAUAUUUUCCCUUAAAACUGAGGACUCUAUGCGCGACAACUUUUCAAAUAAUAUUACAACUCAGAAACUUUCACUUUCCAAUGAAGGACUGGUAUUUUAUCCUCAUAUAUCUAAAAAUUCUAUUUUAGUUCUUGAUAUAGAAGCUGGAGUUAGAGGUUUUCUUAAUGAAAAAGUUGAAGCAGCAUCGUUUGGAAAUGCUACAUCAUAUCAGCCUAGCAAAUUUCAAAGUGCUGAUUCACUUUUCAUAGAGGACCCAUUUAAUGACCUUCACAAUAUAGUCGAUAGUAAAGUAUUGAGGGCAAUUUUUUCUUUUUCGGAUACAUCUGAUCAAAUUUCAGCUUGUUCUGUUUUUGAUGACCCAAUAUUUUUACUCGUGGGAAGCUCUGUUGGUGGUUUAUCUUUAAUUCACAACAAACAUAUAUAUUAG
Phytomonas sp. Hart1 is the source of this 1596-nucleotide messenger RNA. The record is from the annotation of a GenBank genome assembly. NCBI's taxonomy places the organism in Eukaryota, Euglenozoa, Kinetoplastea, Trypanosomatida, Trypanosomatidae.